GCGGCUUCCUUUCAAAAACUUCCGCACAAACUUGCCAACGUUACGUAACAUGCGCCCCCAUACCAUUCGACCUUCCGUUCUCCAAAGGCAAGACCGACUCACCCAGCCUCGUCACUUAUUCUCUUAUUUUCUUCUCACUGCCAUCGUGUCCGUAUUCUUCUGCUUCCACGUUUUCGAAUGGCCUCUUACUCACACUUCCUCCUCCUUAACCAUCCUCAUCACGGACCCAUUUCUCCAUUUUCCAACCCCAUUAGAACCCAUUUCUUAGUUUUAUUAGCACCCAUCUCCUCCGUUUUGUUGCCCACCAACUGUUUGACGAAAGUCCUGUAGAACCAGCAGACCAUGAGGCUUUACGUCUACGUGAUGGAAGCUCAGGACUUGCCCGUGAGGGAGUCGUACGUGAAGCUCCAGGUGCGGAGGCACAAGUCCAAGACCCGGGUUUUGAGAAGUACCACCAACCCGGUUUGGAAUGAGGAGUUUGUUUUCGGGGUGCAUGAUGUGAAUGAGGAGCUUGUGGUGUCUGUGUAUCACCAGGAUGAGGAGCAGUCUGGCUUGUUCUAUGGCGGGUCUGAGUUGGUGGGUCGGGUUUCGAUUCCGGUUUCAUCUGUUGCUGCUGAGAGUACUUGCACCUUGCCUCCGGCUUGGUAUGCUCUUGAAAGUCCCAGGACUGGGAAGUUCAUUAGCAAAGAUUGUGGGAAAAUUCUUCUCACCCUUUCUCUGCAUGAAAAAGGCCAUGAUGCUUCCAUUGAUCACGUUCUUAGUGAUCAUUCAAAUAUAAGCCUUGAGGAACCUAAUGAGGUGGACAGUCCAUUUAUGUCAACUCACGGUGUCUUUUCUUCCAAAUCUUUAUGUUCCAAGAUGCCAGGUGGUAUACUGUUGUUGAAGGCUAUUGUGAGACGUAUGGACAAGCUUAUGCAUAAGAACGAUGAAGCCUCAAAAACAGAUGAUUCUUCGGAGUUGUCUACUUCUGUAUCUGAUUAUGAAGAUUGUGUGGAGGAGCAUCAAAGUAGUUGUAGCUUUGAAGAGUCUCUUGAGAUGAUGCGGUCAAGAGGAAGCGAACAAAAACUGCCGGAAAAACUGCUGGGAGGGAUUCUUAUUGAUCAGGAAUAUGCUGUUUCACAGCAUGAACUUAAUGCAUCUCUUUUUACCCCAAAUUCACAGUUUUGGAGAGAUCUUGCAGAACUUCAGGGGACAACAGAUCUACAGGAGGGGCCUUGGAUGUGGAAAUCCGGAGAGAUGCCAUGUUUGACACGAGUUGUUUCCUACACAAGAGCUGCCUCAAAGUUAGUUAAGGCUGUUAAAGCCACAGAGGAGCAAACGUACAUCACAGCAGAUGGAAAGGAAUUUGCUGUAUUAAUCAGUGUGAGUACACCUGAUGUUCCAUAUGGAAAUUCAUUCAAGAUUCAGUUGCUUUACAAGAUAAUGUCUGGACCAGAGCUACCUUCAGUGGAACAAUCCUCCCGUCUGGUGGUAUCCUGGGACAUUAACUUUCUCCAGAACACAAUGAUGAAAGGCAUGAUUGAGCGAGGAGUUCGACAGGGACUUGAGGAGAGUUUUGGUCAGUUUUCCAGCUUGCUGGCUCGGAAUUUCAAAAUGCUGGAUUCAACAGACUUGUCUGACAAGGAUCAUAUCCUGGCAAGUAUGCAGGCAGGGCAACAAUCAGAUUUGAAGUUGGCAACUGAAUACUUCUGCAAUUUCACUCUAUUUACCACUAUCUUUAUGGUUCUGUAUGUCCUGGUUCAUAUUCUACUUUGUGAGCCCAGUACACCCCAGGCCUUGGAAUUUAUCGGACUUGAUUUGCCAGACAGUUUUGGAGAGCUCAUCACAUGUGGAAUUCUCAUCCUUCAGUUGGAGCGCGUUUAUAACAUGGUUUUACACUUUGUACAAGCUAGGUUGCAGAAAGGAAGUGAUAAUGGAGUCAAAGCACAAGGUGAUGGAUGGGUUCUUACUGUUGCUUUGAUUGAAGGGAACAGCUUAGCAUCCUUGGAUUCAUCAGGGUUCUCUGAUCCCUACGUGGUUUUCACCUGCAAUGGUAAAACAAGAGCAAGCUCUGUCAAGCUUCAAACAAGCGAUCCUCAAUGGAACGAUAUACUUGAGUUCGGUGCUAUGGAAGAACCGCCAUCAGUUCUGGAUGUUGAAGUUUUUGAUUUUGAUGGCCCAUUUGACCGAGCUACAUCACUUGGACAUGCUGAGAUCAAUUUUCUUAAACACUCAGCUACCGAACUUGCAGAUUUGUGGGUCUCCCUUGACGGAAAGCUUGCUCAGUCUUCUCAAUCAAAGUUGCACGUCAGAAUCUUUUUGGACAAUAACAAGGGAGCUGAAACAAUUAGGGAUUAUAUGACCAAAAUGGAAAAGGAAGUUGGAAAGAAGUUGAAUCUGCGAUCACCUCAGAGGAAUUCAACAUUUCAGAAAUUGUUUGGGUUGCCACCAGAAGAAUUUCUUAUCAGUGAUUUUACAUGCUCCCUGAGGAGGAAAAUGCCUUUACAGGGCCGACUUUUUCUAUCUGCAAGGAUAGUUGGGUUUUACUCGAACUUGUUUGGACACAAAACAAAAUUUUUCUUUCUUUGGGAGGAUAUUGAAGAUAUCCAAGUUCUUCCCCCAUCCUUGUCAUCUGUGGGUAGCCCCUUGCUGGCCUUUGUUCUCAAAAAGGAUCGAGGAAUUGAUGCAAGGCAUGGUGCGAAGUGUCAAGACAAUGAAGGCAGGCUGAAAUUUCAUUUCCAAUCAUUUGUAUCAUCUAAUUCAGCCAGCAGGACAAUAAUGGGCUUGUGGAGAAUGAGAACACUUAGUGCUGAUCAGAAAACACAAAUUGCUGAAGGACAUUUUGAUCAGAAAGACAUCCCCAUAAUGCUUGAAGACACUGAAUCCAUACUCAAUCUUGAGUAUGAAAAGAUGUCCAAAGUUUAUACCGCAGAACUACCUAUUAACACAAAAUCUCUGAUGGAAAUUUUCGAGGGAGGAAAGUUGGAGCAUAAAAUCAUGGGGAAAUCAUGCUGUCUUAACUAUGUAACUACCGCUUGGGAACCUACAAAAAAGCCGGAUGUCUUUGAACGACAACUAUCUUACAGGUUCAACCGCCAGGUCUCGAUCUUUGGAGGAGAGGUUACAUGCAGACAAGAAAAGUCCCCCUUGGCAAACGGUGAAGGAUGGAUCGUGGAUGAAGUUAUGGCUCUGCACGGCAUUCCAUUUGAGGAUCACUUUCGUGUUCAGCUCAGGUACCGCAUCGAGAAAUCUGCAAUGGCUCAUAAUGCAUGUAAAUGCAAUGUUCAUGUCAGGGUCUUCUGGCUUAAAAGGACAAAGUUUCAGGACAGGGUCACACGCAACAUCAUAGGGAAAUUCGCCCAUGGAUUCAAGGAAAUAUUCGAAUUCGUCGAGCGGGAGAUUCUCUUGGCACCGGGACAAGACAUUUCCCUUUGACACACACUCUUUAGCCUCACGAUCAUUCACAUUCAGAUAGAUCACAGAUUCUUUUGGAGCUUUCGGCCGGAUAGUGAUACGAAAUCAGCAACGUAGUCCAAACCAGGAAAUGUACGGCCAAAUGUAGGACCUUUCGAUAUUUUUUUCUUAUAUUCUGCUUUCGUUGUAGGAAUUUCCUCCUUAUUUUGUUUAACGUAGAACAACAAAGCAUUCUGAAAUUUACUCGAAAGUCUUUAUUUUGGCCAAAUCAAUAGAAAUUUUUGACAAAAAUAAGAAAUUUACUCGAAAGUCUUUAUUUUGGCCAAAUCAAUAGACAUUUUUGACAAAAAUAAGGAGUGAUUGUCGUCAAAUAUAUGCAAGAGAUUAAAUACGCCAUUACGAUUACGUCCAAGACAAUCUCUCCCCUAUUAUCUUUUUGCCGCCCUAGUGUGAACGGCAGAACCAAAAGUUGGAAUUUUGAACCCAAAAAAGUCGAGGGCUUGCGAAGACUUUGAAUCUUUAUAGUCUCUGAAUCAUCUUCUCCAACUUCAUUCUUCUCUGACCGCUCCUUCUGUGGAGCGAUGGCCUCCACCGCUGUCAUCGACGUCCGGUAUUUCGGAACCUCUAAGGUUAGAGCCGGCGGCAGAGUGAGGCAUCUCAGUGCUCAUGUUGAUAACAAUGGCGAACUGGAUCUCGACAUGGGAGCAUUGCGGAGAAAAAUUCGCAGCCUUUGUGCCCUCCCACCCGCUGCUGACAUUACUCUGACGUACAUUGAUGAAAACUACGAUGUCGUUACUCUUGUGGACGAUGAUGAUCUGCGGGAAGCAAUGAGGCAGCGUCUGGAGCCCUUCAGGAUCGAUGUGCUGAUGAACGAUGACAAAGAAAACUGCGGCAAAAACUCAAGCUCCGGAAAAUGUCACGUGACGGAUGCUGUAAAUGCAACAAGUGAUGUGAGUAAUAGCAAUGUGUUUGAUGAAUUCCAUCUGGCAAAUUAUGAUCACCCUGUUAGUCCUAGGGUUAAACAAUCUGAAGACGAAUGUGGUAUGAUGUGCGACGCAGGCAUUCGCUGUCGCGCCUGCAAUGACAAGGUCGCGAAACUGUGGUUAGCGGCGUUGGCCCUCGUAGUGUCGGUCCGGUUAUUAUCCCGGCGACAUGGAUCGGAGUGUUGAUUGCUUCUACAACACCUCCUCUGCAAGUGAGCUUGUUUUUGUGCUCAACUUAAAGAAAAAGGGAGGCUUUGUUGCUUUGGCUUGUGCAGCAAUUUUGAGUCUGCUUGCCAAUUAACAUAUACAUUGGAAUUGGAAUUUAUACAGCUUGUUUCUUUUCUUUUAUUUAUAUGUGAUAUGAGUUGAUUGUCUUCUUUGUA
This is a messenger RNA of Pyrus x bretschneideri (Chinese white pear), 4759 nucleotides long. RefSeq names its product C2 and GRAM domain-containing protein At5g50170. Lineage: Eukaryota; Viridiplantae; Streptophyta; Magnoliopsida; Rosales; Rosaceae. The record is from RefSeq and is a predicted model, not a curated record. The coding region runs from base 343 to 3414 and encodes 1023 amino acids. The transcript has 10 exons.